AUGAUUCGGGCAACGUACCACUCGAACGGCUGCACCAAGGCCACGUUCAGCGACAACACCAGCCUGUGCCUCUCUGCGGACGCCUCCUGCUUCGCGAUGUUCGGGCCCGAGGACGGCGAGGUGCUCGCGCAGCAGCUGUCGGAGUUCUGCCUGCGGGCGCACGCCCCCAAGCUCGCGGAAGCGUUCCGUUUCCGCAACGCCGCUGCCCCACUGGACGCGCAGCGGACGUGCGCCGCGCUCGAGGCGAGCCUGCCCGCGGCGGAGAAGUUCAGCGUCGGCACGUCCCCCGGGGUCGUGUUCUGGCCGGAGACGUUGCAGGAGGGCGUCGAGCGGGGCCUGGUGCGCGUCACGGACGACGGUCUGGCGUGGGUGGAGUCGGUCGAUGGCGCCGCGUGCGUGUUGCUCGCGCCCGGGAGCGCCAGGGCCGCCGUGACGUUCCCGCUCGUCCUGCGGCAGUGCCGGGACACGGGGCGCUACAUAUGCGCCUGGCACACCCGCGACGUCCCACGCGACCGCGCGAACGACCCCGCCAGGCGCGAUGGCGGGCGGUGGGCGCACCCGCUGGCGCUGGCGGCCGCGGCGCUCGCGGGGGACGCGGCCGAGACGGGCGCGCUGGGCGCCGCGGGCUCCUCGUCGGCGCGGCCGCGCUCGCAGCUGCCUGCCUGCCACCUCGCACCCCAGAGUGCCGAGGGGCUGGCAGUCUUCCAACCAGGGUCCUGGUGGUCGUCCUGCUCCGUGGUUACGUACCCCAGCGACACGGCCGUCCUCGUGGAGUGGCGGCCCGAGGGCGCGAUCCGGUACGCGCCCGGCGACGGCGGCGCGGAGCCCCAGGUCGAGGUAGCGCUGCACGCAUGCCCCCCCCGCACCUGGCAGCCGCUCGGGUUCCCGGGGCCGGGGGCGAUCGCGCUGUGCGCCGCGGGGCGCGGGACGUUCCUGCACGCGCACGGCGCCGGUGCGCCGGCGGAGGGCGCCGACGACGGGGCAACGUACGCCGCGGCGCUGCUGCCACGUCAGGCCGUGGUGCCGGGGCGCACACGGCACGUCGUGGGGGUGUCCGCCGCGGCGAAGCUCGCGCAGGCAGUGCUGCUUGCGAACGCCGCGGUGGCGGAGGCGGCAGAGGGCGCGCCGGCGUCCGAGGGGGGGGGGUGCAUGAAGAAACAUGGUUCGGUCAGGGAGGUGCCGUCGGACGAGGAGGUCGAGGUGGCCGAGGUGCAGGGUGUGGGGCGGUUCGUGGCGUUUCGGGACGGCCGCGUGACGGUGCGGUUCGCGGACCGCACGAUCCUCGAAAUCGACUCCAGGGGUGUGCUGGCACGCGCCAUCGCCGCCGACGGUGCGCGGUUCACCGUGACGGUCAAGCGGCCGCUGGGGAUCGCGCCGUACGUCGCGGCGGCGAUCGAGUUCCGCGGCUGGGCGCUGCUGUCGCCGAGCGAGCGCCACGACAGCAUGGCGCGGCAGGCGGCGGUGCGCGAACACAUUUCGCGGACGGAGCGCGCGUCGGAGGUGUGCGGGCUGCACGCGCGCGGGGACGUGCCGGCGGUGUGCGCGCGCGGGGACGGGACGGGCGUCGGGCUGCCCCUCCCGGGCGGGGUGGACGCGGGGCGCGACGCCGCGGUGGCGGCCAUGCUCAUGGCCAACGCGCGGGCCGUGGAGGAGCUCGCGGCGAUGGCGGACAGCGUGCCGUGCCUGUAG
Messenger RNA from Pedinophyceae sp. YPF-701, 1689 nucleotides. NCBI's taxonomy places the organism in Eukaryota, Viridiplantae, Chlorophyta, Pedinophyceae. The record is from the annotation of a GenBank genome assembly.